AUGCAGACACCACCAUCAUCGACUGCUCAAGUUCAUUUUUCCAGCGAUGUCCGCAACAUGGAUAACUGGGCUCGCCGUACAGGCAUCCCGUUAACCACAGCGGAAGCUUUAGGCACUACUUAUGCUCGUGCUCAUAAGUGGUUGACGUCGUUAAAAGCCCAACUAAUUCAGCACCACGGGUGGCAGGACGCCGAAGCUGCCGUCGAUACUCGUAUGCUCUUCACCGUAGAAGCGCCUUCUCCAUGGCGCUCCCCCAAUGGGCUCCCUUUGAGCCCCAAGUUACGCCUUCAACUCCCCACACACGCAUCCUCUUUCUUUUCUCCAGAGCGACGCGUUCAGUGGCAAAUGGUGUUCCAUAGUGACAUCUUUGCCACUCAGCGACUUAUCGUCCAACCCAUCACCGACAUCCUGAAUCUUAUCCAAUGCCUACUCACCGGCGUUGUGACCCUUGUGUACGAGGAGCAACUACCUCAGGGUACUUAUACUACCACCCGGGGCCUCCCGUCAGUGCAGUGGAUAACCAAUAACCAGGCCGCCCUCCUUGAAAUCUUUGGGCAUGCCCAUUUCAAGCAGCUCUGGAAGGCUGCCAACGACAGAACGACGUCGUUCAAAGUUGACUUUGAACCUCGCCGCCGUUGA
Suillus fuscotomentosus is the source of this 639-nucleotide messenger RNA. RefSeq lists its product as uncharacterized. The transcript has a single exon. The record is from RefSeq and is a predicted model, not a curated record. Lineage: Eukaryota; Fungi; Basidiomycota; Agaricomycetes; Boletales; Suillaceae. The coding region runs from base 1 to 639 and encodes 212 amino acids.